UAAAAUUUUCGUGUAGCACGGAAAUUGAGCACGGAAAUAGUGAAUAAUAAUUGUAGCCGCUUCGAAUCAACAUUCAUUAGCACAAGUAAUGUCUUUUGUUGUGGCACACUCAUAAGAUCUUGCCCAGAGCUCUAAUGAAACAGCCGGGGGGAACAACUUGUUAAGAAGAUAAGUCAUUGCAAAUUGAAAGUUCAGUAGCCGGCAGAUGCUCUUGAAAGCAGGACAAGCAUUUAUCGCUGCCACAAAUAACUCUUAAUGCUAGGCGGCUGGUGAGACUUUGUAACAUCAAGGGUGAAUUAACUAAACAAAAUUGGUAUUUAUCAGAAAAUCUUUUAGUCGCUAGGAUUUAGGAAGGAUCGACCUGGCGUCGGAUUUUCGAUCGACAUCAAGUUACAAGCUGUAUUAGCCACAAGACACAAGGGGAUUUCUCAAAAUUGAAGUUGGAAGAAAAUGGAGAUGCAAAAUAUUUUAUAUUUGGUUGCUUUUCUCUGUAUAAAGACUGUUUUAGUGUCUUGUCAAUGCGACCAAAGGCCCUUUGGUGGUUCGAUGAUGUGCUGCGCCGGAAGAAAUGGCCAAUGUUUUGUGAAAAUUCGUAAUGCAACGAAAAACUACACAAGAAAGGUUUGCUAUUGCGACGAAUAUUGCAAACUUACUAAAGACUGCUGUUCUGAUUUUGACAAAAUUAAAGAAUCGUGCAGAGGAGCUCUAGACUGCAGGGUAAGCCAGUGGACAAGCUGGACUGCUUGUUCCAAUGACUGCGGUCUUGGAGUCAUGAAAAGAAAGAGAUUCAGAAUACAGGCACCGCGAAAUGGAGGGAAAGCCUGUCCACCUUUAUGGCAAAAGAGAGGGUGUGCCUUGUAUCAGUGUAAACGAAGAGCGCAAACUGCAUUCGUUCUUCCUGCUGAUCCUUAUCGACGUGUCCCACUUGGGUCUUAUGGCUUUGAGGAUAUUCUCCCUGCUCCAAAAAAGAAUCAGCAAGUGAAAGUCAAAGUAGACAACUACUGUAUCAAUUACAAGUUGAUGGUAAAAAGAUCACAGUGCCGCUUUACAUGGGCCGAUAAGCUGGUGACCAAAAUACCAAUCUGUGUGGAAUGUCAGCCACGUGUCAUGGGUUCUACUGGACAUUGCCGCGGUGAAGGAGCCCCUGGCGUGCGCAGUCACUGGAAAGCUUUCAUGAUACCAAGAUGCCACGGAGAAUGGAUAAGAUUAGGACCAGCUAUCCCCCACUGUACGUGCACGAAGAAAUAUUUUACUAAUUUCGUUUUUGUUUAAUCCUGAAGACUCGUUCGCAAUUGUAAAAUUAGGCUAUUCUUUGACUUCUGUGUAUAUGGAACGAUGAGGAAAUUGUUUGUUGCAUUGAAAAAAAUGAACAACGAAGACAAAAUACUCUUGAUGUAAGAGUUGAGAUAUUUGUAAUUAAGGAUUUGUGUCCUAGAGCCAUUUUUCUGUAUUGAGUUUUUUAAUGAUUUGCCAGCCAUAGAUAUAACAACUUUGGAACAAGUUUUUGCACCAAGCCAGCCUGGCUUUCUCAAAAACCAUUUAUUGCUCUUAAAUUCAUAUUGAUGUAUACUGCAGCGUUGACCUGGCAAGCCAACAUCUUUAAGGUGUAGUCAAGGCAUCCAUUUUAGUAUUAAGUCCCCUCCAAGCCAAUGCACCUGAUAUUCUAGAUACAAGUGUGUGUCUUCGACCCAGAUGUGUCAGGGACUUUUUACGGAAGCAAAUUUUUACACCAUUUUCCUUUUGUCUAUUCGCAUUAAUAAAUUUCAUAGAAUGCUCUCCUUUCUUUUUUCAUUCCUUAGUCAAAAAGUAUACACUUAAGCAUUGAGCUUCAUUGUGGAACACCGUAGACAAACCUGUGAUCGCAAGGUGGAAUUUUUGUCAUAAAUUGAGUCGUGAAUUACAAGCACAACCCAUAACUAAGCCUCCCCGAGUGUAGCACUUCCUACUUAGUGGCAAAGUAGAGCUUGGAAAGCAAAAGCUAAAUUCUCUUGAGUUUAUUAUCAUUACUUAAUUUCUCUGUAAAGGCUAGGACAUAACAUACUCCCGUCGUAAAGCCCGUUGUUAAAACAUAGAAUGUAGUUUACUGUGAAAAACCAAACAAAACCUUGCCGGGACGAAAAAUCGGGUCCGGUGUUGGCUCUCAUAAAGAACCUAACACCCGAAUGAUAUUCAAACUAGGACACCGCUAAAAUGAAACUUUUAUCUUUGGUAGAUGGCAGGUAAUUUGAAUUCUUAAGUUUACUCUUUAUCAAUGGUAUUGCAUUUGGCUGUACCAUUGCAUUGUAACCGUCUUAUCUUUACUGUUAUAAAUAAUCUUUGUAUGUUCAGCUUUUAAUGUUACAUAUAGGAUGUUUUACGAUAUUUAGGGUAGCGCAUUGUUAACCAUUUUCUAUUUUACAGAGAUAUAUUCUUGGCAUAGAUUUGAGUUACAACAUUUUUAUUAUUAUUCAAUAAAAAUACUUUGCACAAAACUGGGUUUUACGCUUUUAAAUAGGAAAUGAUAAUUUUCCUUUCUUGUUUUAUUUAAGUUGUAUUUUUCUGUCUCGCUCAUGUUUUUAGUUCCUAUUAAUAUGAUCCAGUGACAGAUCUGUAAACUUUUUAAACCUACCAAUUUUCAGUAGGUGUAUUUUGUGGGUGAAUUAUGGCACAACACAAAGUUGUUCGUUGUCUGAGUUAAAUUUUUCUUGUUAUCUUUAAUAUGGUAAUUAAAGAUGAACAGAUGAACUGAAUAUCACUAACUUGACAUU
This is a messenger RNA of Rhopilema esculentum, 2747 nucleotides long. Its product is annotated as somatomedin-B and thrombospondin type-1 domain-containing protein. Lineage: Eukaryota; Metazoa; Cnidaria; Scyphozoa; Rhizostomeae; Rhizostomatidae. The record is from RefSeq and is a predicted model, not a curated record.